Mizuhopecten yessoensis (Yesso scallop) is the source of this 15234-nucleotide messenger RNA. RefSeq lists its product as uncharacterized. Lineage: Eukaryota; Metazoa; Mollusca; Bivalvia; Pectinida; Pectinidae. The transcript has 57 exons. Gene Ontology annotation, molecular function: calcium ion binding; protein binding; oxidoreductase activity. The coding region runs from base 366 to 12776 and encodes 4136 amino acids. The record is from RefSeq and is a predicted model, not a curated record.
AGCGAGUCAAGUACAGCUAUAUAGUCAUGUUUUACAGCUAAAUGUUUUUAUAGGGACGCUGUUGAACUUGUUAGCUGAUAUCUGAUAAUUUUUGUUGAAAGAUAACUUUUUUCCCAGCGGAUGUAGCCAUAUUUUAAUAUCUCGGAAACACCGUACUUUUUUGCGCUCCGGGAAUUUACAGAUCCGUCAUAUUUCCUGUGGGCCUGGCUGAACGCACGUGGAAGCGAUUAUUCAGUUUACCACGGUAUUAAGAGCAGACGAUCACUGAGGGAAGGUCCAGCCGUGCGCUCACCUCGCUCCAUGGAUAGAUAAUUUUACCUGGGCUAUUUUGUGAAUUAAUUUUCUUUGGAGAACCUUAAUCUAAAAUGAUUCCACGGGGAAAAAUGAUUUCCGUGACUUGGAAAAUACUGCUGAUUUCUCUGGUGCUCGCCUGUCAUGUGGAGGCCGGAGGAGGAAAAAAACGGCCGAGUAAAAAAGAGAUGGAUUUUGUGCGUUUAAUACGGAAAGUGAAAGACAGUCCAGGAGUGGAAAAACUUACUCCCAAGGGAUUUAAACUAACAGACAAGUGGGACCCAAAAAUCCUUAAAAGUAAAGCAGUACGAAAGUUUUGGCGGAAAUACAGAGGAGACUUGAGUUAUUAUAUAUCAGGCCAGAGUGACCAGGGACUAAAGUCAGUGCCUCUACUGUCCAUAUAUCAUCACAAGAAAUUAUUACCCAUUCUAGAAGUAUCUAUCAAUAUGAAAAGUCGCAAGUUUAUUGUGAGGUAUCAGGGUAAAGUAUCAUUCCAGAGGAAGGAGGUAGAGUUAUCUGCCCCUGUGAUGAAGUUUUUCAGUGUUUUACUACAUGUUAAUCAAACGUCAUUGGUUUUGCGACAUGGCUGUGAAGCUGAACAUGUGAUACAGCUUUCUCAGCCCAUGAUGAAGAUUCCUUCUACCGCCAAGGUCUCUCUCAGUGAUCCCAGGAAGUCCCAAAAAUUUACGGGUUUACUGUUUGAUGCGAAGCUGUUUGCCUACAUCACGAGGAAGCCCCGGACCUGUACACAGUAUCAAGCUAUGCAGCGGGACGAGAGCAUCACCUCUAAGGACAAGGCCAGUGCCAAGUAUCGCUAUGGAGACGAGCCAGACAUUCAGGAGAUUGUCAACAACCUGGAAAUAGAGAAUAUGUACCUGAAGGAAGCCCUCAAGUCACUCGAUCAGUGUGUCUGUUACCCACAAUGCAUUGUAGAUGGAGUUGUCUAUGACGACGGAGACACCUGGCAACAGAACUUCUGUACCAUCUGUGUUUGUGAGAAAGGACAGCCAUCUUGCUCACCUCGACUUGAUAUGGCCAAUUGUACAGCCCCCUGUACAGACUCCCCCUGUAAGAACCAGGGAUCCUGUGUGGAUGUGGGGAUGGAUGGCUACCACUGUGAUUGUAUGGCCCCCUUUGAUGGCCCCACAUGUGAGGUGCGACAGAACCCCUGUGUGUGGCCCCUGGAGAUGGGUUGCUGUGAUGGUAACAACACUGUGAUCCGAUACUUCUAUGACAGAUUCACUGAGGAUUGUCUCCCUUUUAACUACUCAGGAUGUGGUGGAAACGUCAACAAUUAUGAGACAAUAGAACAAUGCCGAAGUGUGGCCAUGACGGGUGCCUGCUGCUUCAGGAGAUUCAAGACAGACGUUGACGCACUUAUAGAAGGAGAACAAGGGGAGGAGUCAAAGUGUGAGAUCCUGAGUAUUGGUGAUUGUCGAAGUCUCCAUGGUGACGAGAGACUGGGUUACCAGCUGGAGGUAACAGCCUUCGCCCCAGGCCAGCUGUGCGAGGAGGUUAACUGUCUGAUGCCCUCUGACAAGUGUAUGUAUGAUGGCCAGACAUACUCACCCGGAGACAAGAUCCCUCAGGGCUGUCAGGACUGUAUGUGUGAGGCUGAUGGCCAAUGGACGUGCAGUUGUAAGGUGGUAUCAGAGAGGAAGGAAAUCCGUGACAUGACGCGAGAAGAGCUUGUCAAGUUUUAUUCGGCUAUCCAGCAGCUGCGCCUCACUGGCCCUGGCAAUGAAUGGGAGAAACUACGGGAUUUGUAUAUGACCCACAGCAUGCAGGCCAAUGGAGGCCACUUUUACCUCCCCUGGCACCGCAUCUUCCUACGACGACUGGAACAAAAACUACAGAGAAUUGACUGCUCCAUCACAUUACCAUACUUUGACUUCACUACAGAUGCUGGCAGGUUUGCUGAUGCCAUCAUUUGGCAGCCAAACUACUUUGGUGGUAAUGGAGAGGUAGACAGCUGCGUGCCUGACCAUUCGUUUGGUCAGCCAGGGUCAUGGCGUCCUUGCAUCAUGAGAAAGUUUGAUAUGUCUGUCCCAAUUCCUUCAUUGGCAGAUUUGUCAAUUGCAAUCAGCAGCGAGAACUUCCUAGGCAUGAGCAUGUUCCUCGAGACCUUCCUCAGUUACGUCCAUCGCUAUAUUGGCGGAGACAUGCUCACCACUGGGGCCCCCUAUGAUCCAAUCUUCUAUUCCGUCCAUGCAUUUGUAGAUAUGCUGUACUGGCAAUGGCAGCAGAAAGGUAACAACAAGAACAUGUUCCCUGGAGGCUACGGAAACAUUCCAAUGGUGCCCUUCAACAUUCCAGCCCGUAGUGUCCUUGACCUUGAAGCUGAAGUGUGUGUGACCUAUGCUUUACCCUCUAAAGGUAAUCCCUGUAACGUAACAAUGAAUCCCGGCCCUGAACUCGGUAGACAACCUGAUAGAGGAGACAUACCGGCCGUUACAGUUGACCUAAAUUUGCCAGGCUAUGAAGCAGGAUUUGAUCGUCGAGGCUUCAGUCAAGAUGGGUACGGCAAAGACGGUUUCAACAGGGAUAACUAUGACAGAGAAGGUUUUAAUCGUUGUGGUUAUAACAGAUUUGGUGUGAAUCGUGAAGGUUAUACCAAAUAUGGUUAUGAUGUGGAGGGCUUCAAUCGCAAUAAUGAAGAAGACACAACAGGACAUUACCAUACCAAUGGAUACAACGACUUCUGUUUGAACCGAAGAGGUUUGACGAGAGACGGUUACGACAAGCAUGGGUUUACAGUAGGAGGAAUUGAUGCCAAUGAGUGUUCCUACUACUACAAAGGUCCCUUCGCCACAGCCCAGAGCCUCAAGAUCUGGGACAUCCUUUCCCUGCAAGGCCAGGGAUUUCUGAAGACCUUCCCCCGCAUGUGUCCCCCACUGGACCCCGUCCCUAUUAGUUGGGCCGAGCAGUUCUGGAUCACACAGAUCAAGGAUGUGUCUGCCCUUGCGCCCAGUCCCAUCCCUAACACAGAACGGACUCUGUCAGCCACAGACGCACGUUUCUGCUUCGACACACAAUCCUUCCUGACACCGUGUACCUGUGAGACAACUGUAGCCAGCUGUGUGACCAACCCCUGUCUAAUGGCCUCCUGUCCCUCCUGGCCAGAGGCUACCUGUCGCAUCAACUUCUGCACAGAGUGUCGAGAUGUUUGGUUCUACGAUGACCAGAUUGUUGACUGUCACGGAGAGAGAGAUUUCUGUGAGCCGAACCCAUGUCAGAAUGGCGGGAGUUGUGUCCCCUCUAUUUGGCCGACAGAGCCACAGCUGAUCACCUGUACCUGUCCACCUGGCUGGGACGGACACCUGUGUCAGUUUCCAGCCCUAGAUGUCUGUAGUCUCCCCAUCAACACUGGAUCCCUAUGUGGACAGGAGUCACGGUGGUACUAUAAUCCCAAGUCCCGGGCCUGUGAGGAGUUUGUGUACAUGGGCUGUGGGGGAAACGCUAACAACUUCCCAACCCUAGAGGCCUGUCGGGGACGCUGCUCCAUUGGUGCAUGCUGUCACAGACUACCCAAUUUCAAAAAUAGGAACAUUGGAUACGGCAUUCAGGGCUAUGACAGGUAUGGCUUCAACAUCAAGGGGUUCAACAGACGAGGGGAACCUAGGACUCGCAACAAUUCAUUCUACAAUGGCAAUGACCUCUACAACUCCAAAGGCUAUGACUGGCAGGGUUUUGACCAUUUCGGCUACAACAAGGAAGGGUUUGAUCGCUUUGGUUAUGACAGAAACGGUUUAGAUCAGGAAGGAUUCAACCUGCUGGGUUACAGUGAUAUAGGAGACUAUGACGGCAACAUUGACUACAACGAGGAGGGAUAUGACAGUGAGGGCUAUGACAGGGCUGGUAUGAACUGUCAGGGACACAGUCGACGAGGCUUGAACUCACAAGGAGUCACUGUGGCGUACCUCUACAGCUGUAGAUCAGCUUCCCUGGACCAAUGUCAGAAUCUGGAAAAAGUUAAAGGUCAGGAAGUCAUAAAGUUUGUACCAGGCCAGAGAUGUGAAACCACGCAGUGUGAAAAAUCAUGUGGAUGUAGCCAUGGCAACAUGACCUAUGGUUUCGGCGAGAAGUUUCGGCGUGGUUGCCAGACAUGCACAUGUUUGCCAAGUGGAUCUGUUAUUUGCGACUGUGUCAAUGUGCGCCAGAGGAAGGAGAUUCGUGAUAUGACACGAGAAGAGAUGGAAAAAUUCCAGGCAGCCAUUAAACAUCUAGCCAUGGAGACUGGUCAUCCUUCACGCUGGUUCUCGCUUGCGAGGAUGUACGCAGAUCACCGACCACAGGCCGUGGGAGGGGAGCACUUCCUGCCCUGGCUUCGCUAUUUCUUACAGUUUGUGGAGCAGGAGCUACAGGAGAUUGAUUGCAGUCUCACAAUCCCCUACUUUGAUUGGACAGUGGAUGUUGGCGACAUGAGGAAGAGCAUUAUCUGGGCAGCCAAUAUGUUUGGGGGUAACGGUGAGACGUUGGAAGGUUGUGUACGCAAUCACCCUUUUAAGGACUACCACCCACCCUUCUGGGCCCCAUGUCUGCGGAGACAAUUCAACACCAAAAUCAGUCUGCCUGAUGCUGUGGAUGUAGAGCUACUGAUGCGUCGACAACGUUAUGAGAGCUUUCGCCUGCAAUUAGAGGUAAUGUCCAACCAGUUCCAGGCCUGGGUUGGUGGUCACAUGCAGACAGAGCUUGCACCUUACGAUCCACUGUUUUUCUCUCACAUGGCAUUUAUAGACAGGCUUUGGUCUGAGUGGCAGAAACGUGGUGGUAAUGGUUACUUUAACUACCCACAGAAACUGCGCUAUAUUUCUAUGGUACCAUUUGAUGUCACACCUGAUGAUGUGAUGGCUUCAGAAGGACAGAUGUGUGUGGCUUAUCUCCCCCUGUCAGAAGGGGCUUUGUGUAACACAUCUGUGCCUCUCUUUGGCUAUGACAGUGAGGGGUAUGAUCGCCAUGGAUACGACAGAGAGGGGUAUGACAGGGAUGGAUUCAACAAACGAGCAAUGGACCGUGGUGGUAACCCAGAUAUGCGUGGAAUAUUUAGUACCCUAGGACUAGAUCGUCAUGGGUACAAGAGGAAUGGAUAUGAUGCAAUUGAUUUUGACCGGUAUGGUUUUUACUACGAUAUGUACAAUUUGGAUGGGGUAGACAGUGCUGGCUAUGAUAGGGAUGGAUAUGACAGGUAUGGAUUUAACCGUAAUGGAAUGACACCCUAUGGUUUCCUUGGUAAUGGGACCUGGACACAGGGAGAACGUUUGGACCUGUUUGACCGUUUUGGGUACAAUAGAUACGGCUACAGUAGUAAUGGUUUGGACAGAAAUGGUUAUGAUGUAUUUGGCUUUGACUCUGUGGGUUUUGAUAAACGAAUGUGUAACAACUUCUAUCUUGGUCCUGCAUAUGUGAUCAUCAAACGCUGGUCAGAUGUGGAGCUGGGGAAGCUGGAUGACUUAUCCCUACAAAUUAUUACACGGAUCUGUCCUGUAGUGACUAUGCUGCCAAGCUGGGUCUACUCGUCCAGCUGGUUCGUCCGGGGUAACCAGGUGGCUCAGAUUGAGGCUAUACAAAACAGGCAGCAGACAGACUACACACCAAGAACCUCCAGUGUCCUGGAGAACAAGCUCUGGCUACCAGUCCCUUCGGACCACAGGCUGUGUUUUGUGACUAACUACUACAACACCUGUCCGUUUGGACAAUUGCCAGUGUCUUGUCCGGACACGUGCGGGGACAGACAGUGUCCAGGUAUCGUGGAUGCUGUGUGUAGGACAAAUAAUUGUGGCCACUGUCACCAGGAGUGGUAUAAUGGAGUCACAGGAAACAUCAUUGAGUGUAGUGGUUGUGUGGAUGAGAAUGGAAAGGAACGCCCCGAGGGAUCCACCUGGGCCCCUUCAGUAUGCAGAGUUUGUACCUGUCAGCAAGGCCUUCAGAACUGUGCUGAAACAAUCUGUACUGAACCGACCUGUACACACCCUAUACAGAUACCUGGCCAAUGCUGUAAAUCUUGUGGUGGUGGCUGUGACUAUAAUGGCGAUAUCUACUCUAACGGUGAGGUGUUUGAAGAGUCCGAGUGUAACACAUGUCAGUGUAGCUAUGGUAGCGUGGAAUGUCGUCGUAAGCCAUGUCAGCUGACACCUGGCUGUCGCAGCAGCUCCCUCCUGCCUGGUGACUGCUGCCCCACCUGUAUGGACUGUGGUAGUCAUGGUAAUGGCUCGAGGUGGCGGGAGCGGGACAGCCCAUGUGUAGAGCACACAUGCUUGAACGGUGUCAGUAAUCAAAGGAGGAUACAGUGUGAAGAGACUAACUGUCAGCAUCCCUACACGCCGGCCGGAGACUGUUGUCCUGUCUGUGUCGCUUGUUUUUACCAGGGAAGGAUUAUUCAAGACGGGGAACUCUUCACUCCUAACCUGUGUACGUCCUGUCUGUGUAAACAUGGUAAUGUCGAUUGCAUUGAUGAGCAGUGUCCCCGGCCCCAGUGCAGCAUGCCAAUCACUGCCCCAGGGGAGUGUUGUCCUACCAUCUGCAACAGUCCUUGUAACUAUGAUGACAAGCGAUAUCGCCAUGGAGAUGUAUUUAGUGCAUCCUACGACCCCUGUCUCAACUGUUCCUGUGACAACUCCAUUGUGCGAUGUGUACCUAUGCGCUGUGACACACAGACGUUACCGUGCCAGAACCCAGUGAGAGUUGGGUCCGGCUGCUGUGACCUAAGGUGUCCAGAGUGUGUGGAUGAGGGCAAGCGGUACGAGAACAGGGACGUGUGGGUCUCCUCAUCUGAUCCAUGCCGUGUCAACCAGUGUCGCGAGGGGCGCAUCAUUACACGGACCCGUCAGACAUGUAACCGCACCUGUACUCAUGGCACUAUCCGCCGUAACGAGUGCUGCUCUAGCUGUACAGAUUGUCUGUAUGAUGGGGAGACAUACAGUGACGGUCAGAGCUUCAUGAUGCCCGGAGACAGUCUACAGAGAUGUGCAUGUACUGCAGGAAAUGUAAACUGUCGUCUGAUUGGUCCCUGUCCACCAAUACGGUGCAGUGUAACAGAAACUCCUCCAGGCGCAGUUUGUCCUAUAUGUAAAGGAUGUUCCUACAAUGGCCAGGUAUACCAACAUGGAGACACAGUCUCAGCCAGUAGAUGUACCAUCCUCAGAUGUCAGGAGGGCCAGGUGUUGUCGGAGAGGGUCCAGUGUGCCCCACCGCCCUGCCUCAACCCAGCCGAGGUGGAUGGUCAAUGUUGUCCCGUGUGUAAAGAGUGCUCGUUUGAAGGAAGGAACUAUGGGGAAGGCUCAACCUUUCCCAAUCCAAGCAAACCCUGUGAAACAUGCCACUGUCAGCGAGGUGAGGUGCGAUGUAGGAAGACAUCUGUGGAUACCUGUCCCCCUGUUACCUGUCGCUACCCUGAGACCCGUCCUGGAGAUUGUUGUCCAUCCUGUGGAGGCUGCCACUAUCUAAACAGACACUUCCAGAGUGGUCAGAAGUUUGUGCCGCCAGGUGGGGAUGCCUGCAGGGUCUGUGUGUGUGAGGCAGGUACUGUGAACUGUACACGGAUGGAGUGUAGUCCUGUGAGCUGUCCUAACCCAGUGCGCCCUGCUGGUCGCUGCUGCCCUGUAUGUCCAAUCAACUGUAAUGUCCUUGGCACACGCUAUAGGGAGGGCCAAUCAUUUGGGGACACGAUGGAUCCCUGUACCAGAUGUACCUGCUGGGGAGGGAGGAUCACUUGUCAGUCCCACGCCUGCCCCAGUACAGGAUGUACUGACCCUGCUCGACGCACUGGUCAGUGCUGCCCUUCCUGUAGUCAGUGUGAAUACAACAACCGUCUCAUCAGAAAUGGUCAGGUGUAUGUGGACCCUGCUGAGCCCUGCAAGGAGUGCCGAUGUACAGAUGGAUCUAUCACCAAUGUGACUGUGCCCUGUCCUCCAGUUACAUGUGACAGACCAGUCACGUUGCCAGGACGAUGUUGCCCAGUCUGUGAGGACAAUAUUCCAGGCCCCACACCUGAUAUAACUUGUGAAGUGGGUGAUGUCACAUACCUAAGCGGGGCCACAAUGCCCCAUCCUUCAGACAAGUGCCAAGAAUGUGUCUGUAGACAGGGUCGAGUGGACGAUUGCCGACAAAAAUCGUGUGCCCAGUCUCGCUGUAAUAGUCCUGUGUUUACGCAGGAGGAGUGCUGUCCACAAUGUACAGACUGUAACUUUGAGGGUUUGAUACACAAGAGUGGUCGUACUUUCACACACCUGUUAAGACGAGACCAGACUUGUACCUGUACCCGGGGUAAUGUGAUGUGUGAGUGUAAUCAGUGCCAGCCUCUCACCUGUAGUAACCCAGCCCCCGCCAACAGCACAUCCUGCUGCCCAACUUGUCACAACUGUCUCUAUGGGAACCAGGUUCGCAUCAACGGCACACAGUUCCCGUGUGGAGAGUCCUGUACCACAUGCUUAUGUGUAAAUGGCAACAUCAAAUCUACACCUCAGUCUUGCUCACCAGUCGACUGUCAACACCCUGUCACAGAUGGAUGCUGCCAGAACUGUGAGCAGUGUUCCUACCAGGGACGUACCUACAGUGAUGGUCAACGCUUCUCUGAUCCCCGGAAUGACUGUAACCUGUGUAUGUGUGACCGGGGCACAGUCACCUGUCAGGCCAAGUCUUGUCCAGCCCCAACAUGUAGCUACCCCUCUAAUGGCCUGUGCUGUCCCGAGUGUGGAAAUUGUAUGUACCCAAACUCAGCAGGACGACUCAUCAGGAACGGUCACAGGGUCCCCAGCCAACAGGAUGUGUGUACCGAGCACCUUUGUAGAAAUGGUGAGAUUGCUAAUUUGACCAAGCGAUGCGUUGGCGUGUCCUGUCAGAACCCAGUCACCCGCAACUGUUGCCCCGAGUGUACUGACUGUCUGUACAGGGGGAUGGAAAGGAGAAAUGGUGAGUCUUUCAAGAACCCUGAGGAUGGCUGCAGUAGCUGUCAAUGUGUGAAUGGUAAUGUAAGGUGUAGUCGUAAGACCUGUAACCCUGUUGACUGUAACUGUCCUGCAGUCAAGGGAUGCUGUCCUGUCUGUGGAGACUGUUUCUACCGCAACAAAUUUUAUGCUGAUGGACAGAACUUUACUGACCCCAAUGAGACAUGUGUGAAGUGUGAAUGUCAGCAGGGUAAUGUACGGUGUGCACGCGUCUCUUGUCCACUGCUCCGUUGUCCAGAGAACGUCCAGUUUUAUGGCAGUAACCGAUGUUGUAAGCAGUGCCCCACACCUGACCAUUUAGUUGACUGUGUUUAUGAGGACCAACGUUACACACCUGGCCAGACCUUCCCCUGUGGCUGUGAUACGUGUACCUGUCGACGGGAUGGCUCCCUUGACCGUCGGCGUAUAGACUGUCCCAUUGCCCUGUGUAACAAUCCGCGCACCAGUGAUUUGUGCUGCCCAAGCUGUGAUUCCUGUGAACUCAGGCAUUCAACAGACCUCCAACGAACACUUAUCCUCCCUGAUGGUCAGCAACGGGAGGACCCCGGCGACACCUGUACCACAAUUAUCUGUGAGAAAGGAAACAUCGCCCGUGUAUCCCGAUCAUGUUAUGUUCAGUGUACCCAUGCCAUUCCGCCGUCCUUGGGCAAGUGUUGUCCAGAGUGUACCGACUGCAUUUACCGUGAUAGUACAGGGGCUGAGCAGAUCAUCAGACACACUCAGACCUUCUCUGAUCCUGGCUAUCCUUGUAGGGACUUCAGCUGCUUGUUUGGUAAUGUGACACAGCGUCAAAAGAUGUGUGACUUUGUGCCUUGUGAUAACCCUACAACAGACAGCUGUGGCUGUGAUGUCUGUGAUUCCUGUCUAUACAAUGGUAUCAGCUACACUGAUGGAGAGAUCUUCAACCACCUGUUUGACUCGUGUCAGGAGUGCGAGUGUAAGAAGGGUACAGUGGAGUGUCAGUCCGUCCAGUGUGUAGAUUCCUGUACCCAUCCUGCAGACGUCACUGACUGUUGUCCUUCCUGUACCAACUGUUACUACGAUGGCAGCAUCCGUACCAACAGCAUGAACUUUGUGUCCAGCGACUGUAAACAGUGCGUGUGUGUGAAUGGGAAUGUGAACUGCCAGAACCUGGUGUGUCCACCACUGACAUGUACCAACCCUGUACAGAUCCAAGGAGAUUGUUGCCCUAUCUGUAGGGAUAUCUCACCAACAGUCCCAGUGUGUACCUUCCUGGGUGAGCGAUACGAGGAAGGCACAGCAUUCAAACACCCGGAGGAUGGCUGUCGUACCUGUACCUGUCGCUUAGGUCGUGUUUCGUGUCAGGACCCUGUGUGUGACAUCAGGUGUGAACACCCUCGUCCCGACACCUGCUGUCCCGUCUGUGAUGACUGUCUGUUUGAGGGACAACUCUACCCAAACACUAUGUCCUUCCAACCGGAUACCUGUAGGAAUUGUCGCUGUGAUGAAGGAACAGUGACGUGUCAGGAAAGGACAUGUCCAGACCUUGGAUGUGCUCAGACCAUGAAGGUUCCUGGACAGUGUUGUGAAGUCUGUAGUGGGUGUGAACACAAAGGUGAACGGUACCAGGAUGGACAACAAUGGCGGAUGGUCGCUAACCUGUGUGUGACCUGCUCCUGUACUGCAGGACUCAUCACCUGUAUGGAGAUGCAGUGUUUCAACACAUGUGACAACCCAGUCAAUGUCCCCGGCCAGUGUUGUCCUGUGUGUCCCUCGUGCCGGUACAAUGGUUUGUCCUACACUGAUGGCCAAAGCUUUAGUCCUAAUGGUGACCCUUGUGAUAUCUGUACUUGUGAAAGCGGAGGGCUGAAGUGUCACCAUGAGAGCUGUCCCCAGAUCGCUAAUUGUCCUGUGGAGCAACAGUUGGCAGCUGGUCCUGGACAGUGCUGUCCUACAUGCUCAGGCUUUGGAACCAACUGUACCCGUGAGACUGUGGGUGUAAGCCUCAGACCUCGGGCAACACAAGACCCCUGUGUUGUGUGCGAGUGUACAGCUUCCUUCCAUUGGAUGUGUACCACACAAAGAUGUAACCCAGUGGCCUGUCCACCCUCCGUCCAGCGUGUCCAGUCGGGACAGUGUUGUCCCCAAUGUCCAGCCUGUUAUGAUACAAGGGAGGACCGUUAUUAUGAAGAGGGAACAACAUGGGCAGACAACUCUGAUCCUUGUAUGGUGUGUCGUUGUCAGGGAGGGGAGAUCAGCUGUGUGGCUGUGGACUGUCCCAGAGUCUUCUGUCUUGAUGACCAGGUUCCUCUCCCGUCCCCAGGCACCUGUUGUCCAGUCUGUCAGAACAUCGACCGGGCUGAGUGUGUGUAUCAGGGAAAUACCUACCAGACAGGUGAUGUGUGGACCAUAGACGAGUGUACAACGUGUAACUGUCUGGGGGGGACGGUGAGCUGUACUACAGAGCAGUGUGACCAGGAGACCUGUGGGUUUGAUGCCACGUUGUCUAGGAUACCCGGCCAGUGCUGUCCUGUCUGUCAAACCAGUCCUGCAACCUGCCUUGUAUACGGCGACCCACACUACCAAACAUUUGACGGCACAAGCAUCAGUUUCAUGGGAAACUGUCGCUACCUCAUGGCUGCAGACUGUGAAAAUGAUGACUUCAUUGUAGAGGUACAACAUGACCGUCGGUCAGCGCCCCUGGCUGUGUCCUGGGCCCAGAACUUCACGGUCAAGCUUUCUGGAUACAAGAUAGACCUGCUUCAGGAUGGAAUUGUCAUGGUGAAUGGUCGGGUGAUACAACCUAAUUACAGACAAGGAUCAGUGUUCUCUGUGGAGAUCAAGGAUGGUACUGUGUUCCUCAACACGCAGAUAGGCGUCAAGUUGGUGUGGAAUGGUGCAAGCCAGGCAGAGCUCAGUGUGCCAGGAUCAUACAAACGCAAGAUGUGUGGACUGUGUGGAAAUUUUAAUGGCUAUCCUCAGGAUGACAUGCGUACUCGUUCCAGACAGAUUACAAACUCACCGAGCAUUUUUGGAAAUAGCUGGAAGGCAGAUGACCAAACAUCAGACAACUGUGCCAAUGCUGAUGACAUAGACCCCUGUAAAGAGGUGGGCUACCGAGGCAAGCGCAUCGCUGAAACCAAGUGUGCCAUUCUUAAUGGCCCAGCAUUCUCCCGUUGUCACCGGACCGUGUCGCCAGAGCCGUUCUAUGCUGCGUGUCGCCAUGACAUGUGUGUUUGUCUAGAUAAUGACACCUGUCUGUGUGAAGUCUUGUCCUCCUACGCACGCGAGUGUGCCAAAAAGGGUAUCAGACUGGCCUGGAGGUCAGGGGGACUUUGUGAAUUUAGCUGUGAUGUGUCUAAGGGAUUUGUUUUUGAUGAGUGUGGCCCUGUGUGUGCACGAACAUGUGAAAAUUUUGACCAACCAACAGCUGACCUAUCUAGCAAAUGUUACAAGCCAUGUGUAGCCAGCUGCCAGUGUCCAGCCAACAAGGUCCUGUACAAUGGUCGCUGUGUUGACUCUACCUCGUGUCCCAACAUCAAUAGAGCAUUCUCUGGCACCACCAACACACGUAUACCGUGACGCCACUAGAGUUUUAGGUCACCAACGUAGACAGUGAUGUUAGGAAAGUUAGUCAGUUGAUCAGUAGUGCCUUUACAUAGAUAUGCUUUACCUGUAUGUCACAGGUGUGCUGUAACCUGUGUGACACCUGUACUAUGAACUGUGUCACACAUGUACUAUCACCUGUGUGACACAGGUGUGCUGUUAGCUGUGUGUGGCCUGUGUGUACUGUCACAUUAUUUGUGACACAGGUGUGCUGCUAGCUAUGUCUACUGUCACCUUAUGUGUGCUGUCACUUUAUGUGUGACACAGGUGUACUAUUAGCUGUGUCUGACCAGUGUGUACUGUCACCUUAUGUGUGACACAGGUGUGCUUUUACCUGUGUGUACUGUCACAUUAGGUGUAAAACAGGUGUUGUUAGCUGUUACCUGUGUUUAUACACAAGUGCUAACCCGUCAGGCAGUCAAUAAUAUAAGUGUAUGAUCUGUGAAGUAAGUAUAGAUUAAUGCAUAUCACCAGUAUUUUGCUCAAAGUUAUUUUAACUUGCCAGAUCACUUAGUUUGAUGCCUGCCUUAACUGUGAAUAUGAAAGUUGAAAGUAGAGUCAACUUACUUAAUGUUGAAAUGUGUAUGUCGUCACCACAGGAGGUAGUGCUGACAUGUUAGAGGAGUAGUUAAUAUAGGAGAGCUUUAGGCAAGCCCACACGUAUCUCUACAUAUAGACACCAAGUGAUGGCCACCAGUUUCCGUCCAGCUAAAAGAUCAUCAGGAAUGUUUAUAAAUCAUUAAUGAUGUGGAGUAUUGGAAGCCUGGAUAUUCUAGAAAUAUCAUCAAUAGUUAUUGCCUUGUUUAUAUAUGCCUGAAUUUUAAUUUAUACAAUGAUUUCUUACCAAUAGUUCGUGAAUUUCUUAGCCGAUAUUAAUAUCAUCUGCUGAAUAUUGAUGGAUUACCUGCCUGAUAUUACCAUUAUUACGGCCAGUUUAAUUACCAAUCUGAUAUUAGUUUUUACCGCCAUUUAAAUUACUAGCCCGAUAUAACCAUUUAUUAUGGUCGGUUAAAUUACUCACCUGAUAUUACAGUUUUUUACAGCCUGUUAAAUUACUGGCCAGAUAUUACCGUUUUAUGGCCUGUGAAUUAAUUACUGGCGGAUUUUACCGUUUUAAGGCCUGUGAAUUACCGUUUUACAGCCUGUGAAUUAAUUACUGGCGGGAUUUUACCGUUUUAAGGCCUUUGAAUUACAGUUUUAAGGCCUGUGAAUUAAUUACUGGCGGAAUAUUACCGUUUUACAGCCUGUGAAUUAAUUCCUAGCAGAAUAUUACCGUUUUACGGCCUGUUAGAAUAUGUACUAGGUAAAUGUAGAGUAUGACAACAGGUGGUCACACAAUUUUUAAUCACAUAACAUUGAAUUUUUAAAUUGAAUAUACAUGGUAUAAUUUUGACUAAUAUAUAUAUACACUAUUUUCAUUUAUACCUAAUACUUUUAAAGUAGAUCAGAACUACAUGUAUUUUAGCAUUAAUAUGUACCGAUAUUGUAAUAUAUUUGCGAUGCCAUGAAUGAUUAUUUUGACAAUCAAAUCUCAGGUGUUUUUUUGUAUGUUUUUUACUCAGUGAUUCUUUGUUGCAUUUGUUUAGAUACCUGUGCAAAACAAUUCCUCUGCUUGUUAAUGUCAGUAUUUAACAUAUGAGAGAGACCUUUCUAUUGCUAAAAAUGGUCUGUUCAACAGCUAUUUUGCUGUUUUAUUUACAUGAAAUAAAUGAACACAAAUGUGAUUCGAAGCAAUUAAGCAAACCUUGAUACUAAAAAAAUAGUAAACAUCAAAAAUGAUGGUGUUGUCAUUAACCAUAUAAUUAAAACUAAUAUUAUAUAUACUGUAUCUACCCUCAUAGUUACAAAUGAAAACGAUGGCCAGUGUGUGUGUGUGUGUGUGUGCAUCAUUGCAUGGUUGCUAUUAUAACAGUGAUGCCAUGUUACUAUGGUAAUGUGCCUCAAUGUCAUUGUUAUCACUAUGGUAAAGUAUAAGUGCCUAAAUGCCAUGGUUACUAUACUGUGUGCCAUGGUUGUUACUAGGUAAGUGCUUCAUAAUAAUGGUUGCUUCUAUGUUUUCUAUGCCUUAUUGCCAUGGUUGUUACUAUGACAAGUGUGUGUACCUUGUUGCCAUGGUCAUUACUAUGACAAGUGUAUGUACCUUGUUGCCAUGGUCGUAGCAAUGACAAGUGUGUGUACCUUGUUGCCAUGGUCAUUACAAUGACAAGUGUGUGUACGUUGUUGCCAUGGUCAUUACAACGACAAGUGUGUGUACCUUGUUGCCAUGGUCGUUACUAUACAAGUGUGUGUACCUUGUUGCCAUGUUCAUUACAACGACAAGUGUGUGUACGUUGUUGCCACGGUCAUUACAACGACAAGUGUAUGUACCUUGUUGCCAUGGUCGUUACUAUGACAAGUGUGUGUACCUUGUAGCCAUGGUCAUUACAACGACAAG